Messenger RNA from Gymnodraco acuticeps, 759 nucleotides. Its product is annotated as retinoic acid receptor alpha-A-like. The record is from RefSeq and is a predicted model, not a curated record. The transcript has 5 exons. Bases 28 to 759 code for a protein of 243 amino acids. Gene Ontology annotation, biological process: regulation of transcription by RNA polymerase II; retinoic acid receptor signaling pathway; cellular response to corticotropin-releasing hormone stimulus. Gene Ontology annotation, cellular component: nucleus; transcription regulator complex. NCBI's taxonomy places the organism in Eukaryota, Metazoa, Chordata, Actinopteri, Perciformes, Bathydraconidae. Gene Ontology annotation, molecular function: nuclear receptor activity; nuclear glucocorticoid receptor binding; RNA polymerase II cis-regulatory region sequence-specific DNA binding.
UUCUUCCGGAGGAGCAUCCAGAAGAACAUGCUGUACACGUGUCACCGAGACAAGGUGUGUGUGAUCAACAAGGUGACGAGGAACCGCUGCCAGAGCUGCAGACUGACCAAGUGCCUGGAGGUCGGCAUGUCCAAGGAGUUGGUGCGUAACGACAGGAUGAAGAAGAAGAAGGAGGACAAGCGCCCCCUGGAGGUUGAGGUCUACGUUCUGUCUGCAGAAACAGAGCAGAUGAUCGAGGGAGUGAGACGAGCUCAUCAGGGAACCUUCCCCUCUCUGGAGCAGCUGGGGAAAUACACCACGAGCAACAGCUCAGAGCGACGCGUCUCUCUGGAUGUUUCCCUGUGGGAUAAGUUCAGCGAGCUCUCCACUAAAUGCAUCAUAAAGACGGUGGAGUUUGCCAAGCAGCUGCCGGGCUUCACCACGCUCUCCAUCGCUGACCAGAUCACGCUGCUGAAGGCCGCCUGCCUGGACAUCCUGAUUCUGAGGAUCUGCACCCGCUACACCCCCGAUAAAGACACCAUGACGUUCUCCGACGGGCUGACUCUGAACCGGACUCAGAUGCAUAACGCCGGCUUCGGCCCGCUCACAGACCUCGUGUUCACCUUCGCCAACCAGCUACUGCCGCUGGAGAUGGACGACGCCGAGACCGGGCUGCUGAGCGCCAUCUGCCUGCUCUGUGGAGUCUAUCGCUGGCUCUUCCAGGAUAACUUCACUGAGGCAGCGCAGUUCCAUGUGCGCCAAAAACCUCGUCUCCCAUAA